Messenger RNA from Aspergillus puulaauensis, 831 nucleotides. Its product is annotated as putative secondary metabolism biosynthetic enzyme. The record is from RefSeq and is a predicted model, not a curated record. Lineage: Eukaryota; Fungi; Ascomycota; Eurotiomycetes; Eurotiales; Aspergillaceae. Gene Ontology annotation, molecular function: oxidoreductase activity, acting on NAD(P)H, oxygen as acceptor. The transcript has 2 exons. Bases 1 to 831 code for a protein of 276 amino acids. Gene Ontology annotation, cellular component: intracellular anatomical structure.
AUGGCUACAAACGGAACUGAAUCUGCCCCCGAAGUGGUGAGCACCCUGCCCGGGCCCAACCACAACUGGCAGGUCACUCUCGCCAACAAGGUCAUUGCCAUCACCGGCGCAAACCAAGGCAUCGGCCUCGGGCUCGCCGAAGUCUGUCUCGCCAACAGCGCAGCCCACGUCUACUCCCUCGACAUCUCCACCCCAAGCGACCCCUUCACCGACCUCGCAACCAAAAACCCCAAACGCUUCUCCUUCAUCCAAGCCGACGUCACCUCCGAAUCCAGCGUGCAAGCCGCCCUCGACAAAAUCGUCUCCGAACAAGGCCGCUUCGACGGCAUGAUCGCCAACGCCGGCGCAACAAAGCACCAGCCCGCCCUCGACUUCAGCCUCGACCAGGUCAAGCGCCUCUUCGAGCUAAACGUGUUCGGCGCCUGGAACUGCGCCACCGCUGCCGCGAACACAUUCAUCAAACUCGGUAUCAAGGGCUCUAUCGUCUUCACAGCGAGCAUGACGAGCUACCGCCCGAAUCGGGCGGCGCCGAGCGCGCCGUAUGGCGGGACCAAGGCCGCUGUGCGGAAUAUGACGCACACGCUUGCGAUGGAGUGGGCGAAGCAUGGGAUUCGGGUUAACAGCAUCUCGCCUGGGUUUGUAAAGACGGCGCUUACUUACUACGUGGAGACGAGUCCGGAUUGGGAGACCAAGAUGAAGUACUAUGGGGGCAUGCCGCGGUUGGCGCUGCCGCAGGAGCUGGGGGGUGCGUAUGUCUAUCUGCUGAGUGAUACGGCGACGUAUACGACUGGCAUUGAUAUUCCGAUUGCGGGGAUUGUGGGGGCUUGGUAG